Moneuplotes crassus is the source of this 1230-nucleotide messenger RNA. The record is from the annotation of a GenBank genome assembly. Lineage: Eukaryota; Ciliophora; Spirotrichea; Euplotida; Euplotidae.
AUGGAAAACUCUUACGUCUAUUUUACCGAACAGAAGCUAAAGAACUCCAGAUUACAGAGUCAAAAUAGUUUGAGCAACUAUAGCGGUCUAGAUAGUUGAGAUAGGAAGGAAUCUGGCCAGGAAACAGCCCUGGAUAACCCCCAGUUUUAUAGAACAAGCGAUGGUCAUUCAGAGGAGAAAGAGGAUAACUUUGCUAACUUCAAAUAAAGUCCUGACUGGUAUCGAUAUUACUCGGUUUCAGAGAAGGAAUAGGGAGAGGCCCAGAGCAUAUAAUACCUUCUUAACGAAUGCCAAGACAGUGAGCAAUACACUUGACGAAGGUGAUAUGAAACUUCCUGAGAUCCAGAGAGAGUUCACUGAUAAAUCAGUAGAUGCGAUUCUGACUCCAGAUAGAAAUAAAAAGAAAGCUAAUGCAAAACUCCAGACUAAUAGAAUUCCAAAUUUAAAACUAUGGAUAGAGCAGAGAUCUAGCUCUGUAAUUGAGAGGCAUACUCAGAUAUCUCAGAUGUCAAAACCUUUAUCAACACUAAUAAGAUUUCAUCCUCGGUCUCCUCCCCUUGAUUUGCAACAAGUGCCUCUUCGGGACUACCAAGUUGUCAAAUAAAUCCGACUUGCCUAUAAAAUUGUCCGAUUCUGAAGAGGGCCUACAAAUCUACGACCUUAUAAAUCAGCAAGUAAUGGGGUGAUUCAAGGAUGAUUUUUCGGGGAACACAUAUGUGGCUCAAGAAAAGUUGUUCAAGUUUCAUCCAAUAAUUAAAUAAAAAUCUUGAAUUUGAGUCAUUUUGAGCAUUCCUUGCAAACUGCCCACUAAUAGAACUAGAGCCAAAUCAGGUUCUUUACUCUGAAUCUGAUCUGGCUGGAAGUUUCUACUGGAUUCUCUGUGGAAUGUGCCGACUCCAGAGUAAUAAAGAAGGCAUUUUUGGCUAUCCACAGUUAGGAACACUUGUCGGAGAAGAUCACCUGUUCAAUACCAUCACUCAACAAAUGAAUGACCCCGAGAAAUGUAAACGGCUUACCAUGGAUUACAAAGAAACUUGCAUUGGCAAUGAGAAAUCAUACCUUUUGGAGAUCUCUCAUUCCGCUUGGAAUAAGAUACAGACUCAAGUGGAGACAAUGGGUCACUACCGAUGAAUCAGGAGGAUGAAGAACAUCAUCAAGCAAUGAUGGGUUUUGAAGAAAAGUUGGAAAAGACAUAAAAAGUUCAAACUACAAAAAUUACUCAAAGAGUAG